UGUGCGCUUGUUUAUACAUAUGUAUGUACAUAUAAACAUACAAAAAUGUACAUAUGUGUAUAUGUAUGUACAAUACAAAUAUAUCAAUAUGCUUAUUAAAGAAAUAAAAUGCAUUUCUAUAAGAAUCUUUAUAUAAGAAAAUAUAUCAGUGCGAAUACUUAAUACGCUGCUUACCUACAUAUGCAUACACAUAUAUGGUACAUGUAUGGUAUGCAUGUAAUUACAAGUAUAUAUGGCAAGCAGAUAUUUAUUCUACAUACAUAGCUUGUAUUUUUUAAAUUUGGUGCACUUCGCUGCUGCCCGCAACUCAAAAGCGAUGUUUUCAGUACAAAUUCGACACUUAACUGGUAUAGUAUGGGCGCAGUGGACCAUCAGACGGACAUUAUGCUUUCCUUUAAUUUCAUACGAGGAAUGCUGUUAUUGUUUAACCUAUUGCUUUGGUUUGCCGGUCUCUUGAUAAUCCUAACGGGCAUUUGGUUGCAAACGGAUUUUCAAAAUUAUUUGAAGAUUAGUGGCGGUUACUCGAUCUAUGUGCCCUACCUGUUGCUCAUCGUUGGCGGCAUCUUGGUGUUCGCUGCUUCGUUGGCCUGCUCAUGUAUCGUGAAGGUGGAUCCGACAAUGUUGGUGAUUUAUGGCGGUUUCCUCAUUGCUGCGAUGUUCACUUUGAUCCUAAUGUCCAUCUACCUAUACGCUUAUAAGGAUAAUGUGAUAAUUGGGUUACCGGAUGGUAUUGAACGAGAGGUUAACAACUAUAGUGCUUUCAAAAAUGAUCCGUUUCUUGCGAAUAAUGCAACUCUCAUCGAUUACAUACAAAAUACUCUUGAAUGUUGUGGCGGCAAAAACCAUCUGGAUUGGCCGAAAGACUCGCUACCGAACUCGUGUUGCUGGAACAGGAGCGAAAACAAGAAUUGUUCGGACUCUCAAUUGGGACAACUGCAUGAAGUGGGUUGCUUGCCUAAAUUGAUACGUCUUAUUAACACAAAUCUCACAAGCAUUGGCGUAAUGCUUUCGGUGUUGGCCUUAUUUCCUCUCUUUGCCAUGGUCUUUUCCUACUCACUAGCUUCGGCAAGCAGAAGGAUUGGCUACCAACCAAUCGCUUGAGUUCUGACGGCGAUUUUGCUUGACAAAUAUUUUUGUAAUAUAAAUUUCAUGUAUUUUCCUUUAAUUUAAGUCUAAAUAAAAUAUACACCCGAAAUACACUAUAAAUUUAAA
Molecule: messenger RNA, 1212 nt
Organism: Bactrocera oleae (olive fruit fly)
Lineage: Eukaryota; Metazoa; Arthropoda; Insecta; Diptera; Tephritidae
Product: tetraspanin-6
Cellular component (GO): plasma membrane
Source: RefSeq, a predicted model, not a curated record